GCCAUUUACAUAGAGCAGCGAGGAACGCGUGGCGGUUGCCGUGGUUACGUCGUUUUUCUCGCGCGCUUAGGAGCCCAGUGGGAGGAGCUUGGGAGUUAGUGGCGGCGCUCGGGUCUCGCGCGAGUGCCGGGGGGGAGCUGUGUGUGUGUUGAAGUCACCGAGUGCCGCGGAGUGGGACCGGAACUGGAGGGAGGAGGCGGCCCCUGCGGCUCAUGGAGCCCACAAUAUCUGAUAUUGGCCGCAUGCCUGCUGAUUUGCUUCUGUGGUUACUUUGACCCUCGCAUACCUGAGGAUACGCCCUGGAAAUUCCUUAAAGGUAUUUCAUGUUUGUUCCUUUUUAUAAAGCAGCCUGUAAUCCGAUGUCGCACACCAGCAUUGGCUUCUAAUGAUCAUCUCUGCUGAACAUUUAAACCUCUCCUUGCUCGCUACAGAUUGGGAGAAUGGCAUUGAACAGCAGAAACAGUGAAUUUUUGGCUCUUAGCAAUGGCAACAUCCCAUCCAAACCCCUGUCAGCAAGCCAUCCCGCAGCCAGCGAUGGAGACCAGCAGCACCCUUCCACAGACGAAGGAAGACUUAAAGUGAGUCCCAAUGGAUGCCUUUCACAUAAUGGGGCGGUGAAGCCUUGUUCUUUGUUUCUAGACAACCAAAGAACUCCAGUUAUUUCCCAGUGCUGCCAGCCCUGCUCAUACCAUCAUUCUUUACACAACCAUAACAACCUACAAGACUGUGUUCCACGAACUGGUGGAACUGCUGCUUCUGCACUGAAUUCUGGCUGCCUACAGCAACGCACAGAGUUCUCCCCAAACUCAGGUUGCCAAAACCAUCCACCCAUAUAUCACCCUGCCUGUUGUCUUCAACCCUCACAGUCAUUCUGCCUUCAUCAGUGCCGUGAUCAUUUUCAGCAUCAGCAAGUGCCACACCAUUUAGUAAAUUUAAGGGCUGCCAAACCAUUCCAGUUACCCAGAAGCUACGCUGCUUUGAUAGCUGACUGGCCUGUUGUGGUUCUUGGCAUGUGCACUGUAAUUAUAGUGGUUUGUGCCCUGGUUGGCAUCCUCGUGCCAGAUCUUCCUGACUUUUCUGAUCCACUUCUGGGUUUUGAACCCAGAGGGACAGCCAUCGGACAAAGACUGGUGACAUGGAAUAACAUGGUGAAAAACACUGGCUACAAAGCAACCUUGGCCAACUAUCCGUUUAAAUAUGCAGACGAGCAGGCAAAAAACCAUCAAGAUGACAGGUGGUCAGAAGAUCAUUAUGAGCGAGAGAAGAGACAAGCAGACUGGAACUUUCACAAGGACAGUUUCUUCUGUGCUAUCCCAAAUGACCAUUAUUCUCGAGUAGUAUUUACAUCUGUGGAAGGAGAGGAUCUGUGGAACCUGCGAUCGAUUAAGUCCAUGUGCAGUAUAGAUAAUUCAAGGAUUAGGUCCCACCCCCAGUUUGCAGAUUUGUGUCAGCGUACCUCCGCAGAUUCCUGUUGCCCAAGCUGGACGUUAGGGAAUUAUAUUGCCAUCUUAAAUAACCGGUCAUCUUGUCAGAAGAUCGUAGAACGAGAUGUUUCCCAUACACUCAAGCUGGUUCGCACGUGUGCCAAAUACUAUCAUAACGGGACUUUGGGAGCAGACUGCUGGGAUAUGGCGGCCAAGAGGAAGGACCAGCUGAAGUGUACAAAUGUGCCUCGCAAAUGUACCAAGUACAAUGCAGUUUACCAGAUUCUUCACUACUUAGUAGAUAAAGAUUUUUUAAGCCCAAAGACUGCUGAGUAUGUAAUACCAGCUUUAAAGCAUAGUAUGCUUUUCUCUCCGACAGAAAAAGGGGAAUCCAUGAUGAGAAUUUAUCUUGACAAUUUUGAGAACUGGAACUGCUCUGAUGGUGUCACUACUGUGACCGGGAUUGAGUUUGGGAUCAAACAUAGUUUGUUUCAAGACUAUCUUUUAAUGGAUACCGUGUAUCCUGCAAUUGCCAUUGUAAUCGUUUUGUUGGUGAUGUGUGUAUACACUAGGUCGGUGUUCAUAACGCUCAUGACAAUGUUUGCCAUAAUUAGUUCACUAAUUGUAUCUUAUUUCCUUUAUCGAGUAGUAUUUAACUUUGAGUUUUUCCCCUUUAUGAACCUCACUGCACUAAUAAUCCUUGUCGGAAUUGGAGCAGACGAUGCUUUCGUCUUAUGCGACGUCUGGAACUACACGAAGUUUGACAAACCCAAUGCAGAAACCUCUGAAACAGUUUCCACCACUCUGCAACAUGCUGCUCUGUCGAUGUUUGUCACCAGCUUUACCACCGCAGCUGCCUUUUAUGCAAACUACAUCAGCAACAUCACAGCCAUCCGGUGCUUUGGUGUUUAUGCUGGCACAGCCAUAUUGGUGAAUUAUGUUUUAAUGGUAACCUGGCUCCCGGCAGUAGUUGUUUUACAUGAGCGUUAUCUCCUCAGCAUAUUCAGUUGCUUCAAAAAAACCCAGCAACGGCAAUAUAAUAAGAAAAGCUGCUGGAAUGUACUGUGCCAGAAGGCACACAAUCUUCUCUUCACGUUAUCCGAGGCUUCACGAAUAUUCUUUGAAAAAGUUUUGCCAUGUAUAGUUAUAAAAUUUCGAUAUAUUUGGGUGUUCUGGUUUCUUGCUAUAACUGUCGGUGGGGCAUACGUAGUGUGCGUUAAUCCAAAGAUGAAAUUGCCUUCCUUGGAGCUUUCCGAGUUCCAGGUGUUUAGGUCCUCCCAUCCAUUUGAACGCUACGAUUCAGAGUACAAAAAAAUAUUUAUGUUUGAACGGGUCCAUCAUGGAGAGGAGCUUCAUAUGCCUAUAACCAUUGUGUGGGGGGUUGCUCCAGAAGAUAAUGGAGAUCCCCUUAAUCCCAAAAGCAAAGGCAAGCUUAGGUUGGAUAGUAGCUUUAAUAUUGCAAGUCCGGCAUCUCAACAGUGGAUUUUGCGUUUUUGCCAAAAGUUAAAGAACCAAACCUUUUUCUACCAAACCGAUGAACAGGACUUUACUAGCUGUUUCAUUGAGACAUUUAAACAGUGGAUGGAAAAUCAAGAUUGCGAUGAACCUUCCCUUUACCCAUGUUGCAGCCAGUCCAGCUUUCCGUAUAAGCAAGAAGUCUUUGAGCUCUGCAUUAAAAGAGCAAUCAUGGAGCUUGAUAGAAGCACUGGCUAUCAUUUGGACAGCAAGACUCCUGGUCCAAGGUUUGAUAUCAAUGAUACAAUCAGAGCUGUAGUGCUGGAAUUUCCAAGUACUUACCUUUUUACCUUAGCUCAUGAAAAAAUGCACCAGUUUUACAAGGAAGUGAAUGAAUGGAUUGCAAAUGAACUUCAGUCUGCUCCUGAUGGCCUAAGCAAUGGAUGGUUUGUAAGUAACCUAGAAUUUUAUGACUUGCAAGACAGCCUCUCUGAUGGAACACUAAUCGCUAUGGGAUUGUCUGUGGCUGUUGCUUUCAGUGUGAUGAUCUUGACCACGUGGAAUAUCAUUCUGAGUAUUUAUGCCAUAAUUUCAAUAGCUGGCACUAUAUUUGUCACUGUUGGUUCUCUUGUUCUUCUUGGGUGGGAGCUAAAUGUGUUGGAAUCUGUCACCAUUUCAGUUGCCGUGGGCCUCUCUGUGGAUUUUGCAGUACAUUAUGGCGUGGCCUAUCGCCUGGCUCCAGAUCCAGACAGAGAAGGAAAAGUGGUCUUCUCUCUGAGUCGUAUGGGUUCUGCUAUCGCAAUGGCUGCUCUGACCACCUUUGUUGCUGGAGCUAUGAUGAUGCCCUCUACUGUCCUAGCAUACACCCAGCUAGGUACUUUCAUGAUGCUAAUCAUGUGCGUAAGCUGGGCUUUUGCAACUUUCUUUUUUCAAUGUAUGUGCCGAUGCCUUGGACCCCAAGGAACAUGCGGUCAAAUACCAUUGCCAAAAAAAUUACAGUUCAAAGCCUUUUCUCAAGCAUUAUCAUCACAUACUACAGAAAGGGGCCAAAACAAAUAUCAGUUAGACACUAGAGGUACAAAAACAGAUGUGGAACAUGAACACUAUGAAUUGGAGCCUUUAGCAUCACAUAAUUGUAGCACAUCAUAAGACUUUUUUUUUAAUAUAAAGAGACUAUUUCUCAGAGUUAUAUAUUGAAAUAUUAUUGAAUGCACCUGCACCUCCAAGUUCACUGUACUGCUCCAUGGAAUGAAAGCAUCUGUGAUUACAUUUCUUGUACAGCAAGGUAUCUGUCAAAGAGUCCGCAUGCCAGUUUGUCUCUCAGAUCCAAUAUUUUACAGGUCUAUGCCAUCAGGAAGGUUGAACUAAAAUCAAUGUGGCUUCUCUGCACUGAUUAUAUGACUAUAUUAUAUGAGAUUGGAUAAACACUGAUAAUCUUUCUAAAGAACCCUUUACCUAGUAAUCUUCAUCAAGUAAGGUCCGGCGCAAGACAAAGCUUCCACUCGCACAGCUGCACAAAACACAAGACCUGUACCCCAAAACUACAUUCUGCUUUUGCUUCAUUUGCCAAAGUGUUGUUACUAAGUUAAGUUUUUUUUGUAAUUAUUUCUAAAGAAUGCAGAACAAAAGCAGAAAAACCCCACUAACAGUUCCAUUGUUUGUAAAUGAAACAGAUAGCACUUCAUUCCUUAAAGAUCAGACGUUUCGUUUUAACGAAAGUGGUGCACAAACUGCAGUCUUCUAGCUGGUGCUUAAAGACAUCUGCUGCUGACCAGAGAGACAAGGGUGUUAUGGUUAAACAGCUGGAGGGCUGGAGUGUGAGCAUCUUUACCUCUAACCUGAUGUGAAUGUUUAGGAACCAAAAUAAUCAGAGCUUGACGUUAAAAAAUCAACUUGGAAAAGCUGCUCCUUACCAGUGCCACAAGACACGACUGUUGUAAUGGUUAAGUGCAAUUCUUUUGAUUGUCCUAUGCCAAACAUUGAAGCCAAUGUGCCUGCUGUAUUGAGAGGUUUAGAACUAUCAAAUAAAAGUUUAUGUCAAUAAAA
This is a messenger RNA of Xenopus laevis (African clawed frog), 4925 nucleotides long. RefSeq names its product dispatched RND transporter family member 1 S homeolog (gene disp1.S). Gene Ontology annotation, biological process: smoothened signaling pathway; transmembrane transport. NCBI's taxonomy places the organism in Eukaryota, Metazoa, Chordata, Amphibia, Anura, Pipidae. Gene Ontology annotation, molecular function: peptide transmembrane transporter activity; transmembrane transporter activity. Gene Ontology annotation, cellular component: membrane. The record is from RefSeq and is a predicted model, not a curated record. The transcript has 9 exons. Bases 441 to 4028 code for a protein of 1195 amino acids.